UUGACACGAAAAAUAAACCUCCGAAUUUCAUUUCAAAUGAAUUUCGUAUUCAAAAUUCACGAUAAAUUUGUCCAAGAUGCAUUUUCCACCGCAAGGCUAGACGCAAACGCGUACUCUUGCAUACCGAGCCUCGUUUUUAUGUCUUGCAUGUUCGUUCUUCUCUAUUUCCAAUUUCACUAUUACACGAGCUCAUACACGAGAUGGAAGACACGCUUAUAUAAGGACGUUUUCUUCCAUUGGGUGUAUUUUUAUACAGUAAGAUUAUGGUUCCUUUUUAUUAAGUUUGCGAGAUACUUAAUUUCCUCCAUGGACCAAUUUAUAGAGGAUAAUAGUCCUAAAGACGAAAUCACCCUAAACCAAACCCUCACGCACGUUUGCUUGUUCAUAAUAACCCUAACAAUAUCCCUAAUACCCUUUGUAAUCCUCAGCAUUCAACACCUUUACAGAUCAAAUAUACCGAACUUUUUAGUCUGGGUAACUGAAGAUUCGAGGAACAAUAGCGAGAUAGGAACGUCUGGACACUAUCUGGAACGACCGCCGCGGUUCGUUCAUUCCUACAAAGGAACAACGGCGCCUUAUCGAUCGAAAAGAUCCACGAGCUUCGACAGCGACCUGUUCCUAAACAAGAACAGCGAAAGCUGCAGGUCCUGCCAAUCGAUGACCGUCCUGGCAUCGGGAGCUUUAAUCGAAGAUUUGACGAAAUCGAAGUGAUUUAUUUUUAUUUUUACUUCUAUAUGCG
This is a messenger RNA of Phyllotreta striolata, 739 nucleotides long. Lineage: Eukaryota; Metazoa; Arthropoda; Insecta; Coleoptera; Chrysomelidae. The record is from the annotation of a GenBank genome assembly.